Messenger RNA from Lathyrus oleraceus (garden pea), 1035 nucleotides. RefSeq lists its product as uncharacterized. NCBI's taxonomy places the organism in Eukaryota, Viridiplantae, Streptophyta, Magnoliopsida, Fabales, Fabaceae. Gene Ontology annotation, molecular function: RNA-DNA hybrid ribonuclease activity; nucleic acid binding. The coding region runs from base 1 to 1035 and encodes 344 amino acids. The transcript is spliced from 3 exons. The record is from RefSeq and is a predicted model, not a curated record.
AUGUCCAAGAAGAUCAAAGAUGAGGUUCAAAAACAAUUUGACGCAGGUUUUCUGGCUGUUACUUCGUACCCUCUGUGGGUGGCAAAUAUCGUUCUCGUGCCUAAGAAGGAUAACAAGAUGGGUUCUCUGGUUAUAAUCAGAUCAAAAUGGCUUUGGACGAUACGAGAAGACGAUGUUUAUCACGCCUUGGGGAACCUUUUUCUACAAGUAUACGAGUCAAAAAACAUCAAGAGUAGUACAGUUGCUGAUCACUUGGCUCAUCAACCUAUAGAGGAUUAUCAGUCGAUGAAGUUUGAAUUUCCUGACGAAGAUGUAUUGUUUCUCAAAGAAUAUUACAAUAGACCAGACCCAAAUGAAGGACCAGAACCAGGAUCGCAAUGGACGCUCGUGUUCGACGGUGCUUCAACUGCUUUGGGAAGCGGUGUCGGAGCUGUCAUUACUUCUUCCACGGGUUUUUAUAUUCCUUUCACUACCAUAAUUUGUUUUGAUUACACAAACAACAUGGUCGAGUAUAAAGCUUGCAUAUAUGGUAUAGAACGAUCUAUUGACUUGAGAAUCAAAUAUCUCAACAUAUAUGGGGACUCAACUCUGGUUAUCAGCCAAAUCAAAGGAGAGUUGGAGACAAGACACCCAAAUUUGAUUCCAUACCGGGAGCAUGUAUUGAAGUUGAUUCCGUAUUUUGAGGAGAUCACGUUCGACCAUAUCCCAAGGGAAGAGAAUCACUUAGAAGACACACUGGCUACUCUAGCAUCCAUGUUCGAAGUUAAGUGGGCGAAUGAGGCCCCCUCCAUCAGCAUUAUGAGGUUAGAUGAGCCGACAUUUUUCUAUACUAAUGAUGAAGUGAGAGAUGAUAAACCAUGGUUUUAUGAUAUCAAAAGAUACCUUGAGAAACAAGAGUACCUAGAGGAUGCAUCUAUCCUAGAUAAGAAGACAUUGAGGAAGCUGCCUACUAGGUUUUUCUUGAAUGGUAAUGUGUUGUAUAAGAGAAAUCAUGAUUCUUUUUUUCUCAGAUGCGUGGAUAGACACGAAGCAUAA